Wallemia mellicola CBS 633.66 is the source of this 554-nucleotide messenger RNA. RefSeq lists its product as hypothetical. NCBI's taxonomy places the organism in Eukaryota, Fungi, Basidiomycota, Wallemiomycetes, Wallemiales, Wallemiaceae. The transcript has 2 exons. The record is from RefSeq and is a predicted model, not a curated record. Bases 175 to 549 code for a protein of 124 amino acids.
GAAUUUAAGCCGACGUUUAUCGUCAUCCCACGUCAACCAAGAAAUCACAAAGACGCUCAAGCUAUAUACAAUACUAUACGUACAUAUGCAUUCUAUUUAGAUGCUUUACCAAUAAUAAACGACCUUGGUAUCAAUGUUCGUAUUGGUUUGGAUGAUAUACUAGCUGUACCAGUGAUGGGUGAUAUGAUUACAGGAUUGAUUAGCAUUUUCCAAAUAUAUCUCGCUACUUUACUAGGACCUCCUAAGAUGGUAAUAUAUAGAAUGUGGUUUAAUGUCGUGUUUGACAUUUUGAUCGGUUUGGUGCCUUGGGUUGGUGCAUUUUUCGAUUUCCUCUUUAAAGCCAAUCUAAGGAAUCUCGAUUUGAUAGAGAGAUGGUUAUUAUCUUCUGAUGCAUCUGCUCGGAAGCACAAGAUCGUCCUGAUGCCUCAAGAGAGAUUCUUACCAGAGAGAUCACCACCGGACGCACAUAUAGUCAGCGACAACCCUCCUAGUCGUACUUUCAGACGCGAGUUCAUAGACCUAGAUGAUGAGGAUUACGAAUUAGAUUAAAAUCG